AUGCGCGUCAGCAUCUCUAUGCUCGCGGUGGUCAUGAUAGAAGGAGCCAGAUUAAGUACAGACGCGACCCAGACACUGUACCACAGGACUCGCGACAUCGGAACUGUUGCAGAAGGCUAUAAUGUGCAGAGCGAGGGCGCAGAAGCCUUCUUGAGUUCCUAUUGGAUCAGGAGUCAGCACGAUUUCACUAUUCAGUCUAACGCUGCCGGCAACUCAGUGACUAUAGUUUCACAGAAGCCUAGCGAGCACUUUACCCUCGUUGUACCGCCGCUCAUCGGUACCAACACCGAUACAAACAUUCCCUGGAUUGACAGCAGCACUGCAACACGUGCAUUGUUGAUCACGUCGAUAGCGUUACCGUCUCUAUCGGAGUCAAAUCUUUCUCAGCACUCUGAAACAGUAAGAACCACGAGCAGCCCGGCCUUCAUUGGUGAGGUCAUGACAUCGAAAACGUCUUCUUUGGUGUCCAGAAAUACGCUUUCAUUGACCAUCAGCACUGAUGCCUCAAUCUAUCUCCUUCUGCCAGGUAAAAAAGAUGUUACCACUACUGAGAAGAUUGGUAGAAGUACAUCCGCGCUGGAAUCGAAGGCAUAUGGCCAGGGCUUCAGCAGUUUGUCCACAACAGGCAUGAUUCCAAGGUCAACCAAAUUUAUUCCCUACAUCGCCACAGUAGCUACCCCACAGUCCGUCUACAAGAUUACCUCAACAGUCGCAGUAACUACCGAGGUCUCCGCAGCUACUUCGAUCACCCAGAUUAGCGGCAGUGUCGAUGCAACUAGAAACCCAAAGGGCCAGGAGGUUGGGUCCAAGGCCGGAGAAUCGACAGCUGAAAAGUGGACAGCGAUCGACCAGACUCCUUCUGUUAUAGCAGACAAAACGUCGCUCAGUGAAUUAGCUGGCCAAUCCGUUACCAGUACCAACGCUCCGGAGUUAAACACAAUGACUGGAAAUUCCGUCGCGCGGUCGCGCACUUCAGGUCCUAUUGAUAGUGGUUGGGGGAUCUAUCUCCUUGGAGACAUAUCACACUUCAAAAACUAUCAGCAGGACUGGCAGUGUUGUUAG
Penicillium diatomitis is the source of this 1062-nucleotide messenger RNA. RefSeq lists its product as uncharacterized. The record is from RefSeq and is a predicted model, not a curated record. Lineage: Eukaryota; Fungi; Ascomycota; Eurotiomycetes; Eurotiales; Aspergillaceae. The transcript has a single exon. The coding region runs from base 1 to 1062 and encodes 353 amino acids.